CACAGAGCGAGCAGAGCUUAGCAGGCAGGGGAAACGAGACUGUACUCGUUAUCCAGACCUCACCCACCUAGCCAGCCACAGCGAGCUAUCUGAGCCAAAAACCUGUCGACAAAAUCCUACCGUGUCGUCUCCACCAUGGAGACGGCCACCCUGACGAUAAGCUCCCGGUGUCUCGCCGCCGCCGCCGCCUCGCAUGGCGCUCACCGGAGAGCAGCGGCGGAAAUUGUACCGCGUGCCGGGGCAAAGCUUCGGCCACAAGUGCGGCGGCUUCGUGCACUGCCGCCGGAGCUGAGCGAGAUCCUCGCUCCCAAGCUGGUGCCGGGCUCACCCGCAGACACCGGCGACUUCUCCGCCAUCAUCCCCAUCAGUGCCGUUAUGCUGCUCUUCUACUUCGUAACCAACUGGGUAUUCCCCGCGGUGAUCAUGAAGGGGAUGCAGCCCAACGCCGAAGACGAAGCCGCCGCUGCAGAAGCAACGUCCAUGGCUUCGUCGUCGUCGCCGCAGGGUACAGAUGCCGUCGCCAACGGUAAGGUCAAGAAGAAGAGAAAGAAGAGAAGAAAAGCAGCCACGGAAGCAUAGUCUAGCUAGCCAGCAUGCUUGUGUGCGUGUGUGUGUGUGUCUGAAAGGCUCUAUCAGAAUAGACUCCUCUUGUCGCUCUACUGUGAUAUCAAAGAUCAGAAGUUCAGAACAA
Molecule: messenger RNA, 691 nt
Organism: Lolium perenne
Lineage: Eukaryota; Viridiplantae; Streptophyta; Magnoliopsida; Poales; Poaceae
Source: RefSeq, a predicted model, not a curated record